This is a messenger RNA of Numida meleagris (helmeted guineafowl), 2856 nucleotides long. RefSeq names its product CDGSH iron sulfur domain 1 (gene CISD1). The transcript has 3 exons. Gene Ontology annotation, cellular component: mitochondrial outer membrane; intracellular membrane-bounded organelle. Bases 95 to 421 code for a protein of 108 amino acids. Gene Ontology annotation, molecular function: 2 iron, 2 sulfur cluster binding. The record is from RefSeq and is a predicted model, not a curated record. Lineage: Eukaryota; Metazoa; Chordata; Aves; Galliformes; Numididae. Gene Ontology annotation, biological process: regulation of autophagy.
CCCUCGCCCCUUUCGCGGCGCAGAGACCUUCAAGGGGCGGGCUGGGGCGCAUGCGCGCUGUGGAGCUGCGUGUGUCCUCUGUGGAGCGGGAGCCAUGGGGCUGGGGCAGAAUGGCGCCGUGCGGGUUGAAUGGAUUGCUGCAGUCUCCUUAGCUGCUGGAGCAGCUGCUGUUGGGUAUCUAGCUUACAAAAAAUUUAUCUCUAAAGACAAAUGCUGCAAGGCAAUGGUGAAUCUCCAUAUCCAGAAGGAUAACCCCAAGGUAGUCCAUGCAUUUGAUAUGGAAGAUCUGGGAGACAAGGCUGUGUACUGUCGUUGCUGGAGAUCUAAGAAGUUCCCGCUGUGUGAUGGCUCUCACACACAGCACAACGAUGAAACUGGCGACAAUGUCGGGCCUCUGAUCAUCAAGAGGAAGGAGGCAUAGAGUGGACAGUAGAAGUUGCAAAAUGAAUGUCUGACAAAUCCUCUGCUCUCUUGUAAUUGGGGAAAAGCCACAAAUUCAUUGUCGUGUCACUGAAGAAUUUCCGGUGUAGUUUAUACAUCAGGCAUGUUAAUUUUUUCUGGGGCUUGUCUUGUUUUAAUCACUACAGUGCAUAAUUUACUAACUAGUCAUAGUUUAAAUUUUUUGUCCUGUAAUGUGUGUGUUCACUCUCAUUGAGUAUGAAGCUAAACUGACGUACAGAAUGUAUGAGGCCAUUCAGCGGAAGUCAUAUUCAGAAGGCAGAUCUUAAUGUUUUUGAGAGGUUUGAAAGUUAUAUGUCUGGAUAGAGUUCCACUUAAAAAGCAGUGGCAAGAGAGAAAUCAUGGUGCCAAAAUGCAGCUUAACUUGUAAUUAUGCUGCAUUUUCCACAGGUGUUAUGUUUGGCCUAUUACACUACUGUUUUGUGUGGGCUCUGUAAAAGAACACGCUUAAAAUUGCUAACUAGGAACAGACAGUGUAAAAUGCUUAUAGCACGAUGGGGCUAAAGGGCAACUUUGCCUUUGAUUUUACAGCGGUGUUGAAACUUGACCCUACUCCUGUGUGGUAUCAUGAAUGUACUACCAGAACUGCAGACCUGUAUUCAGAGCAGGAUUAGGAAGACUAUCUCUAUGACAGCUUUCUCAAUAAACAAGUGGAAGGAUAUGCUCUGAGUGAUGGAUGAAGGGUUCCAGGGUUGUUUUUGCUGCUAGAAAGCCUUAGUUUCCUUUGCAGUCUCUGACAGUGGAGCUAACUUCCCCAGACCUCAGGACAGGGAGGCUAUGCUGAUUUAUUCCAGAAGCUAAAAUAAAAAGUAAAACCCCACCCACUGCUUCAUCAUUGCUCUGAUUGGUUCCAGAAGAUGCUUCCCACUGCUGCAGAGGGAGCAGGCACACCUUUCCUUAUUAAGUGGCCUUAGGCUCUUUGUGUCUUAAAUAGCUCCUGCUGUCCUGGGCUCACUGCUAAUGUGGAUCAGCCAAUUUUACCAAAACAACAAACUUGGUCAGGCUUUGGUGACAGGCAGAAAUAUGGAGAAAAAGAAGGAUGAGGCAAGGAGGACUCAUGUCCUCCUUUUGUAUGGCACUCAUCUGCCUUAUCUAACACAGUUGCACUAAUGGCCACAGGUCUCCUUAAUUAGCUUUUGAUUUAUCAGUGUGUAAAUAACUACAAAGCAAAACCCAAAGAGUGUGGUGGCAGAGGGCAGUUUUGUAUUAAACCUGGUCCACUGGCAUAAUUGCAGCACAUAUAAGAUUCACUUCUUAAUGUCAGGAGAGAGAAAGGCUACCUCAAAGCUAGAGAAAACGUCUUCUCAAGAAGUUGAAAUUUUAACCGUAAAGGUUCUUCCAGAUCAUUGGGGCAGUAGGAAUUGUAUUUUUGUUAAGAGUAUGUUUGCUACAACCAGUUAAGAUUAGAGAAAAUGAUUUGCUUAUCCUCAGUGUGAGACUUUCAGAGGCUGAGGUCUUAGCUCAGCAGUUUGAACUUUGGCAGAAGGCACAGAAAGCAGAGUAGGCAGCAUAGAUGUAAAGGAAGGAGGGUUUGCAGGUAGAGUACUCUAGUGGGGUCAACUACUGUCUGUGAGAGACCUCUACUUGUAAGAAGCUGUGGUUGAAUAUAUUUAGUCUCAUCUUUCUCUUCCUGUCUUGACUUUAAAGGUACCUGUUAUUUUUUUUUUUUUACUUUGCCAAGUACUGAUGCAUAUGGAAAAUUGUUUUAAUCUUAAAUUAUCAAAUACAUUUGUUUUAUCCAAAACAAAGUUCUUUCUGUAUUACUAGAAUAUGGCACUGGAUAUUUCUGUAUUUCUUUCAUAUAAACACAUUUGAACUCAUCUUGAUCUCAAGGUUGUAAUGUGUGUGUUCUCAUAGGUGUGCUGUUUGUUUCGAGGAAGAAUUGCGCUGUAAGUAGUGCUGUAUUCCAGUGCUGCUGUAAUCAUAAACCUGUGUCUGGGUUGGGUUUUCCUUCUGAGAUUUCCUGUUAGCAGCAAAGUCUGGCUGCUUUGGAAGGAAUGAAAUUUCACUGAAAAUUGCAUUCGUGUUUUAAGAGAUGAAGUCCUGAAAUCUCAAAUGGGUCUUCUGAGUCAUAAGACUGUUCUGAGUUUGACAGUAAAACACUUCAUGGUGUUUGAGCAUCAGGGAAGUGGGCUCCACGAGAAGCUCUUCUCCCUGAGAGGAGAAGAUGCAGGGGCAGAAUCUUUGCUGAUGUACAUCUUGGUGAGUUUGUUUUGGUGAAGUGUCACAUUGAAGAAUGUUGACAUCAAGUGUUUGUGGUUUAUUUCAAUGCACAUACAGUUUUCUGUACUGUACCUAAGAGUUUCUGCUACUUGUAUAUGUGAGCUGUUAGAACACGAUAAUGAAAAGAGAUGCCUGAAUUUGAGUAAAUAAAAUUGCUGGUAGUCUUGAAGAGCA